ACUUUUGUGUCAUAGGAUAUUUCUGCGCAGCCAAUGUGCGCAGGAGCGCAUGAAGUCGAACACACCUUUUAUCAUGGCGUCGGUGACUUUUCGCGAUUGCUUUCUCUGUGUUUCGGCGUUGAUUAACUUCAUCUUCGUUUUCGUGACCUGUGCUGAUUUUGUUCGCUUUGUGUCUUUUCGCGCAAUCUUUCAUAACCUGAGCGGGGACGCGCCUCUGUGUCGAGAGUCCGUGUCAUGGUCUGUGGCUCUACGGGACAGCGGGGUUUUAAAGGCUGUAGCUGUGGAUGUUUUCCUUCUGGUCCUCUUCAGUCUUCAGCACAGUGUGUUGGCCUGGGCUCCAGUGAAGAGAAGCUGUCAGAACCUUCUGGGGGUUUUAAGCAGAACCAUGUACUGCUUUACUACCGCUAUAGCAAUGCAGGUAUUGAUGCGCUAUUGGCAACCGAUCACCAGCGCCCCCUGUCUGUGGUCUGUGCAAAAUACAAGCUGGGAUAUUUAUUUCCCUCUCAUCUGUUUUAUUUUACACUUUCUGUGCUGGGCGAUCAUCUGCAGUAUUUUACUGAUUUUUGACUAUCCAGAAUUACUGGGCAUCAAACAGGUGUAUUAUGAGUGUUUGGGUCUGGGUGAUCCUCUCUCUUUAAAGUCUCCACGCGCCCAGCGCCUCUUUGCUCACCUGAGACAUCCGGUCUGUGUGGAGCUGCUGGUGGUUCUCUGGCUUCUUCCGAGUUUUCCUCUGGAUCGACUCCUGCUGGCUCUUUAUCUGUCUGUUUAUCUGAUCCUCGCUCAUUCUCUGGAUACACAAGACUGCACGUAUCUCAACCGGCAGCUGCAGACCAAACUGAGACUCUUCGGUGCUCCGCUAGAAGAAAAUGAUCAGAGUAAUAACAACAUCAACAAACAGGACUGAAGAAUCAAGAAUGAGGUUUACAGUAGAGUACUAGUUUCAUUAUUUUUGUCGCUUGCAUUGCUUUGAAAUUGAUAUUUUGCUAAAAAGGGAAAGUGUUAAUAUUCAUAACAAAAAAUAUAUUUUGUUACAAAAUUACUGGUUUGUUAAAUGCAAAAAAAUUUGCUAAAAGACAUUUUUAUAGAAUUUUUAUCUAAAUUGUUGAUGAUGUGUUUUUAUACUGUUGAUAUUGUAAUGCGUCACCUGUCUCGUACCCUUACUGAAAAAAAAACAGCUAAAUCCAGCUUGGUAUUAACUAGUUUUGCUGGUCUGGCUUGUUUUUGGUCACUUUUUAAACUGGAAUUAGCUAGUCAGGCUGGAAGACCAGCUUUCCCUUACGAAAAUUAUCCAUGUUUUUUUUUUGUGGUAAAAGUGUAGUAACCAUGUUUUUUGGUGUAUUGAUUACUAUCAGCAAAACCAUGGUUUUACUACAGUAACCAUGUUUUUUUUGUUUGUUUUAACUGUAGUAAAACCAUGGUUAAUUUUCGUAAGGGUUGCCAGCCUGCGAGGACCAGCUUAAACCAGCUACUGCCAAAAUAAAACCAGCUAAAACCUGCUACCAGCUCAUGCUGGUCUUAAGCAUGUUCCCUUAUGAAAAUUAACAAUUUUUUGUAGUAAAAAUGUAGUAACCGUUUUUUUGGUGUUUUGAUUAUUAUCAGCUAAACCAUGUUUUUACUACAGUAACCAUGGUUUAACUAUGGUUAUUGAAAAUCAUGGUUUACAAAAUUUAUUUACAUUUAGUCAUUUAGCAGACGCUUUUGUCCAAAGUGAUGUAUUAUUUAUUUUGUGGUAACUAUGCUUUUACUACAGUAGCUAUGAUUUUUUUUGUUUUAACUGCAGUAAAAUAGUUAAUUUUUAUUUAAGUAAGAGUUACUGGUUUGGUAAAGCAUCUUUUAUUUGUUCAUCUUCAUCAUCCAUUUGCAGUUUCUUGAAAUGUUUUUAAAAAAUUAAUAUGGUAUGAUCUUACAUGACACAUGUAAGAGUAGUUAUAGUUAAGAACUAAACCGGGUGUCGAUCAUAUUUUACUAGUUUAAAUAUCAUUUUUGAUAUCAAGAAUAUGUAUUUAGGUACUUUUGUGAUUUUUGAAGAAGCAUUUCAACAAGCAAAAACUGAAUUGAAGAAUCUGUUAUUGAGAAAGUGUUUCAAUAUUGAAAGGGUUUGUAAUACACGGCUGUUUCUUAGUUUGCAUACUUCAUUGCACUAAAAGUAGUGAUGCAAAACUAUGCUUGUAUGUUAUAGACUACACAGUCAUUGUGUACCACAGAUCUCUUUAUUCAUUACUUUGUGUUUGCAUGCGAGUCAAUUAUUGUCAAGAUAUCAAUUCAUUACAAUUCAUUAAUAUUUCAAGCACAAAUAGUAAAACACCUCAGCCUACUGUUUUAAAAGUACUAUAGUAUGUAGUAUAGAAAUGGUGUGUAAACUGGGAUUCAGCCCAACUCUCUUUCCUCUAACAGAUGAUAAAGACCAGCAGAAAAGAGAUGCGUUCAUCAGGAAUAUUUUUAUAUCAAACCAAAUUGUGUCUUUGUCUAUUUUCAUGAUCGGUCAUUGUAUUUUUAGUCAGCUGGAGAGGAUCUGAGGAGCACAGGUCAGGAGAUUAAACUGCUUUACUCUGGUCUGACCAGACUUAUUAACAACACACACACACACACACACAACACACGCACCACACUCAAUCCCAUGAGCAGCUAUCAGAUAUAAUGGAGAAAAAAACAAAAUAUUUUCCUUGUGUCAAUAUGUUUAUCCAUUGAGAGCUUUUAAACCCGCUGUUUAAACUUUGCUGACUGUAUCAAUGUCAAUUCAAUAAUAUUUAAUGUCAAUGCUUUUAUAUUUUGAUCAUCAUGUUAAAGGUCUGUAGCACGUCUCUGAUGUGUGUUUUAGAGGAUUUGGGUUUGACAAACAGCUUGCGUUUACAUUUAUGUGUCAUAACUACUGAAAAAUGAUGUGCCUUUUUGUGUUAUGAAUACAGCUGAACAUAUGUUUACAUAACGAAUACAAAGCUGAAUGUAUUUUUUACAUCAACAGUAAACUUUGUUUAAUAAA
Molecule: messenger RNA, 2980 nt
Organism: Paramisgurnus dabryanus
Lineage: Eukaryota; Metazoa; Chordata; Actinopteri; Cypriniformes; Cobitidae
Gene: nrm
Product: nurim
Cellular component (GO): nuclear membrane
Source: RefSeq, a predicted model, not a curated record